CCGAGGCUGCGGGAACGUUCACUGCCAGCUCCGGGAGGCCUGGAAGCUCUUCAGCUCGCCUAAUAAAGUGUUUAUACUUCCUGUUCCCACGCAAAAACGGCGAGGAAAGGAAGUCGUUUCCGAACCAAAUAAACUUCUUUAUUCAUCAGAAAGCCUAAAAAUAACAAAACAAAUUAGGUAAUUUAAACCGGCGUUUCGCGAGCCGCCUGCCCCUCAGAGGGAGAGCGCAGGCGCGGCCCAUCGAUGACUCGGGGCGCGACUGGCGCCGCCUGCCCGCUCCCAUCCCGGAGCGCUCGCUGCCCCGCGCCGCCCGGAGCCGCCGCCGCCGCCGCCGGGAAGCAGGACGAUGUUUCGCAACCAGUAUGACAAUGAUGUCACGGUUUGGAGCCCGCAGGGCCGAAUUCAUCAGAUAGAAUAUGCCAUGGAAGCGGUGAAACAAGGCUCAGCUACUGUGGGGCUGAAGUCGAAAACACACGCUGUCCUGGUGGCUCUCAAGAGAGCACAGUCUGAGCUGGCAGCUCAUCAGAAAAAAAUCCUGUACGUUGACAACCAUAUUGGUAUCUCAAUUGCUGGACUUACUGCCGAUGCAAGACUCUUGUGCAAUUUCAUGCGUCAAGAGUGUUUGGAUUCUAGAUUUGUGUUUGAUAGACCUCUUCCAGUUUCUCGCCUAGUGUCACUAAUUGGAAGCAAAACCCAGAUUCCAACUCAGCGCUACGGCAGGAGGCCCUAUGGAGUAGGACUGCUCAUCGCAGGCUAUGAUGAUAUGGGCCCUCACAUCUUCCAGACUUGUCCCUCUGCAAACUAUUUUGACUGCAAAGCAAUGUCCAUUGGUGCUCGUUCACAGUCAGCACGAACUUACUUGGAGAGGCACAUGACUGAGUUUACUGACUGUAAUCUAAAUGAGCUAGUUAAACAUGGACUGCGAGCCCUGAGAGAGACUCUUCCUGCUGAACAGGAUCUGACCACCAAGAAUGUUUCAAUUGGAAUUGUGGGCAAAGACAUGGAGUUCACCAUCUAUGAUGAUGAUGAUGUAGCACCAUUCCUAGAAGGUCUUGAGGAGAGACCACAGAGAAAGCCGGUUCCGCCUGUUGAAGAAACCGUGGAGAAGGCAGAGGAGCCGAUGGAGCACUAGUUGGUGGAUGAGUUCCUCUGUUAAUGUAUAAUUAUCCAGGAACAUUUAUCCAUUUGCUGGUAACUUUAUCCUCACCUAUACAUGUUUUCUGACGCUACAUUCUGAGGAUUGCUCAUAAAGAAACCAAGCGACCUACCUAUCCUUAAAAGACAGACAGGAGGACAUCUGGGUGUAACUGCUCGGACAAGAAAGGUGUAAUCAUUUUCUAAAUAGUACAUGAUACUGUUUUAUAAAGAAAAGAUACUGUCUUGAACUCAUAAGGACAAGUGGAAAUAAAUCAGUUUCUCGGA
Onychostruthus taczanowskii (white-rumped snowfinch) is the source of this 1422-nucleotide messenger RNA. RefSeq names its product proteasome 20S subunit alpha 1 (gene PSMA1). The coding region runs from base 347 to 1132 and encodes 261 amino acids. Lineage: Eukaryota; Metazoa; Chordata; Aves; Passeriformes; Passeridae. Gene Ontology annotation, biological process: ubiquitin-dependent protein catabolic process. The record is from RefSeq and is a predicted model, not a curated record. The transcript is spliced from 10 exons. Gene Ontology annotation, cellular component: proteasome core complex; proteasome core complex, alpha-subunit complex; nucleus.